AUGGCUUUAUCCAGAUGUUCUGUGUGCUUGGCCUUGCAGCCACAAGUUGAAGUUCCUGUGGAUUUGCAGUCUCUUCCCUCUCUUUCUUCUCAAGCUAGUUCUGCUGCUCUGUCUCCCCCCUCUGUAGUUAUUGUGCUGGCCCUGGCUGAAAAUAUUGUUGUUGCUGUUUCCUCUGCUCUGACAGAGUUUGUGGGUGCUGUGGUCCCACAGGGUGCCUGGAAUCAUCCAGCACCCCCUCCUGCAAGACUGACAAUGGUAGUCCCAGACCAUCUUUACUCAAAUGCUGCCAGCCACUACUUUUGCUGGUGCUUUGUGGGCCAACCUGGUGGUUCUCCCAGGCCUCCCACCCCAUACUGGGGCACAAGCUUUGUCUGCCCAUGA
Molecule: messenger RNA, 381 nt
Organism: Coccidioides immitis RS
Lineage: Eukaryota; Fungi; Ascomycota; Eurotiomycetes; Onygenales; Onygenaceae
Exons: 5
Coding region: 1-381 (126 amino acids)
Source: RefSeq, a predicted model, not a curated record